Molecule: messenger RNA, 1562 nt
Organism: Hemibagrus wyckioides
Lineage: Eukaryota; Metazoa; Chordata; Actinopteri; Siluriformes; Bagridae
Gene: mterf2
Product: mitochondrial transcription termination factor 2
Exons: 2
Coding region: 205-1323 (372 amino acids)
Biological process (GO): termination of mitochondrial transcription; regulation of DNA-templated transcription
Cellular component (GO): mitochondrial matrix
Molecular function (GO): double-stranded DNA binding
Source: RefSeq, a predicted model, not a curated record
GGUCACAAAAAAAAGGGAAAGUAGAACAACAAUGUUCCUUUGGCUGAGAGAGACGUAUCCUCUGUGAUAUAAAUAUAUUAUUAUAAACUGGCUGUAGUGGCUAUUAUUUAAUAUGCUAUUUAUUGGACUUAUAUAAGAAACUGUAUAUGGGAUCGCUUUUUGUUGUGUACUGUAAAGGUCGACACACCUGUCACAUGUGCAGACAUGCUGCGCUCUCUAACAGUGUCCCUGAUGUUUUGCCGGCGUUUCCAACAACUCUCCAGCAUGCAUCGCUCCUCUGUCAUGCAGGCUGAGAAUACUUCCAUCAUAGAUGCACUUUCCAACCUGUCAGUCAACAUCGCAAAGAUUCGCAAGCUCAGAGGCUGGGUGUUGUACCAGAGCCCAGUUUAUGUGAUGGAGACUGUGACCAUGCUGAAAACCUUAGGGGUCAGAGACUCAGUGAUUACUCAGGUGCUUGAACACCACCCAGAGGCAAUCCUCUGCACACCUCAACAUUUAGAGGCUCAAAAAGAACUCUGGAUGUCCGUCUGUGCCAGCCAGAGUGAUCUAGUUCGGAUCAUUGAAAAGUUUCCAGCCUCAUUUUUCACCCCAUCGUGCCAUAUUGACCACCAAAGGGCCAACAUAAUGUUCUUCCAGAACCUGGGCCUUAAUAAACGGGUCAUUGCUAAGCUGAUGGCGAGCGCUCCACAGAACUUCAGAAGACCUGUUGAGCAGAACGAGGAGAUGGUUCAAGCCCUUCAGAAGAUGUACUUAGAACUAGGAGGAAAUGAAGCCAAUAUGAAGGUCUGGCUGCAGAAACUGCUCAGUCAGAACCCGUAUGUGCUCAUGAAAUCUCCAAAAGCCGUGAGGAGUAACUUUAGCUUCCUGCAUAAACAAGGCUUCACCAGCAGUGAGCUUCUUCAACUUCUCUCCAAACUAAAAGGCUUUGUCACAGAGCUUCACCCAGAAUCAAUGGCUCUUACUUUGAGUUACUCGCAAGAAAUUCUAGCCUGCAGUGACGCUGAGCUUCGACAGAUUGUGCUGCAGUGCCCAGCAUUACUCUACUACUCUGUACCCAUUUUGACAGACAGAUUCAACUGCCUACUCAGUGCUGGAAUUAGCCUGCAGCAGAUCAUGCAGACACCCACAGUCCUGGAACUGACCACACAGAUUAUUCAGUAUCGCAUUCAGAAGCUGCAAUCUUAUGGUCAUGAUAUUAGGACUGGGAGCCUGGAGCUCCUCAACGGCACUAAGAAGGACUUUGAAAUGAGCUGUGGAAAGCUGCUUCUGAGGCGAGAGCGUCCACUCUUCAACCCAGUAGCACCUCUAAGGACAGAAGAGUGAGAUUUCGUCUUGUGGAAAGGGGCUGUGAGAAUUCUAAUCAGCUGAAUCUUGAGCUUGACUGCAGCCUGAUUGACAUUUAUUGUACUACAUGGUGUGGAAUAACACACAUUGACAUUAACACGGUGUAAUUACAGAUAUUAUGAUUAAUUAAUUAUGUGCAUGUGUGAAAUGAGUGUGUGUGUGUGUGUGUUUAAAAAAAGUACUGUACACAAUAAAUGGCCCUUUGUGUCAUUAGUAAA